UUGCAGGUGGGCUGGUCUGAAGAAGGAGAAGAGCCUGAAGUUUAGUCUUAUUUAUUUUUCGUGCAUAUUUCCCCGGGAAGAAGCAACGGAAGACAAAAAUUAGACAUGUCGUCCCUGAUUAAGAAAGUGAUCAGCACGGCGAAAGCACCAGGCGCAAUCGGACCCUACAGUCAAGCAGUGCUGGUAGACAAAACCAUGUAUAUCUCAGGACAGCUAGGCAUGGAUCCUGCAAGUGGACAGCUUGUAUCAGGAGGGGUGGCAGAAGAGGCAAAACAAGCACUUAUAAACAUAGGGGAAAUUCUGAAAGCUGGUGGCUGUGAUUACACUAAUGUGGUAAAGACAACUGUUUUGCUGGCUGACAUAAAUGACUUUAAUGCUGUUAAUGAAAUCUACAAACAGUAUUUUAAGAGUAGUUUUCCAGCCAGAGCUGCUUACCAAGUUGCUGCUUUGCCCAAAGGAGGGCGUGUUGAAAUUGAAGCCGUAGCUGUUGCAGGACUUCCCUCAAAAUCCUGACUAUAAUUUACGCCCUCCACUGUUUUGCCAAUUAGAUUUGGUUAGGAUAAAUGAGUGUUGUUACUUCUAAUUCUGAAAAUUAAUGUGAAAAUUAUGAGCCUUAAUGAAAUGUUGUGGAAAACUUGGCAUUCUAGAAAUGACAUAAUGGGUGAAAAUGAAUGUGAACUAAAGGAUUUGCUGGAAAACCCAAUACAUACAGCUGUACUACUGAAAGUGAAAGGUAGGGUAUGGAAAUUAUGGUAUUUCUCUACAAAAUUAAAUAAAAGCAAAGAAUAGAAAGAAAUGCAGGCAAAAGCUUUUCUCCAGGAAUUCUGGAUUGUUUUAUAUCUGAAAAGAGAAAAAAAUAACAUGUCUGGAAUUAAUUUCUACUAAAUACAUAAUCUGAGAAAUAAUUGACUGAUGUUCUUAUAAUUAACUAAUUUUAUAAAAAAAAUUAAGCAAAAAAUCAUUUUAUACAUUCUUUCAAUUAGUUGCAUGUAAUGCUAAGGAUUUAAAAAUGGCAUUUCCCUCAAAAGACCAUCAACUUCUUUUUAAAGAAUUUCCACUGUUGGUCUAAUUGAAAUUCCAAAGGGUGUGGCAGAAAUUAAUGAGAAGAAAAAAGUUACAAAGAAAGAAAUUAAUGGACCAAAAAUUUUUUAAAGGCAAAAUAUAUUUUUUCUAAUGGAAAUAAAAUGAAAGCAUGUGCA
Molecule: messenger RNA, 1199 nt
Organism: Antechinus flavipes (yellow-footed antechinus)
Lineage: Eukaryota; Metazoa; Chordata; Mammalia; Dasyuromorphia; Dasyuridae
Product: 2-iminobutanoate/2-iminopropanoate deaminase
Exons: 6
Coding region: 106-513 (135 amino acids)
Cellular component (GO): cytosol
Molecular function (GO): deaminase activity
Source: RefSeq, a predicted model, not a curated record